Odontomachus brunneus is the source of this 576-nucleotide messenger RNA. It is a transcript of the gene SmF, whose product is annotated as small nuclear ribonucleoprotein F. Gene Ontology annotation, molecular function: RNA binding. The transcript is spliced from 2 exons. The record is from RefSeq and is a predicted model, not a curated record. Gene Ontology annotation, cellular component: U1 snRNP; catalytic step 2 spliceosome. The coding region runs from base 229 to 495 and encodes 88 amino acids. Gene Ontology annotation, biological process: mRNA splicing, via spliceosome; spliceosomal snRNP assembly. NCBI's taxonomy places the organism in Eukaryota, Metazoa, Arthropoda, Insecta, Hymenoptera, Formicidae.
AAUAAAAGAUCUACCGCUUUAAAUUUCAAAUCUACUGUUUUUUGGUGUGCCAUCUACCUCCUAAUUUUUCAACCACCUAGCAACACUGAUCUGAACUCGUCGUGGACGCAAGCCUGCAACCAAAACAGAAAGAGAAAGAUAACUGUCGUAGUUAUUUAAGGUUAGAGAAAGAUUGGACAACAUUUUAUUUAUAUCUCUUAUAUUUCUAACAAAUUGUUAUUUUCCACCAUGGCUGCAACAAUGCCCAUAAAUCCCAAACCAUUCUUAAAUGGUUUAACUGGGAAACCAGUUAUGGUCAAAUUAAAAUGGGGUCAUGAAUACAAAGGCUAUCUAGUUUCGGUGGAUGGAUAUAUGAAUCUACAACUUGCAAACACCGAGGAGCAUAUAGAUGGUACUUGCACUGGAAAUCUUGGUGAAGUGCUAAUUAGAUGUAACAAUGUUAUGUACAUAAGAGGAGUGGAGGAAGAAGAUGAAGAGGGAGAAAUGAAGGACUAAAUUUAAUCAAGAUUAACCAUUUUAUACUAAUAAUUUAAUUAAGUUGUGAUAUAAUAAAUCAAUAAACAAGAUAUCUCUUAA